GCUUGCUCUGAGCCACUGCCGCCGCCUGCAGAGCUGCUCAGGGGUCCCUGCGUGUGUUGUCGGGGGGAUUAAAUGCCUGGUACGAGGCUUGCUGAGUUCGCCAUUCAGAAAGGACUAAUCUAGCUGCAUGGGAGGAAAUGAACGUGGCGGGGAAGCCGUCUCCUUCAGCCCAGCUCGAGCGCCCGGACAGCCUCCUCGUCCCCACUUGGACAAAAACUGGUAUUGCAUUAUUGUACGACGAAAUAACGGAAAACACCUACGAAAUCCGACUGAAGCUUACGAAAGAGGUAUUAGCAAUUCAAAAACAAGAUGUCAUCUGUGUUAGUGGAAGUGAUCACAGUGCAAAUCACAGAACUGUUAAACUUCAUAGACAACCAGUUGGUGGCUUGGGCUUAAGUAUAAAGGGUGGUGCUGAGCACAAAGUGCCUGUUGUCAUAUCGAAAAUAUUUAAAGAUCAAGCAGCGGACCAAUCUGGAAUGUUAUUUAUAGGAGAUGCAGUAAUGCAGGUCAAUGGCAUAAAUGUAGAAAAUGCUACCCAUGAAGAAGUGGUGCAUCUACUGCGAAAUGCUGGCGAUGAAGUUACCAUCACCGUUCAGUACCUCAGGGAAGCUCCAUCAUUUCUAAAGCUCCCAUUGGGUUCUCCUGGACCAUCCAGUGAUCACAGCAGCGGUGCUUCCUCCCCUCUCUUUGACAGUGGUUUACAUUUAAAUGGAAACUCCACAAAUACAGCACCCUCAUCACCUUCUUCACCCAUAGCUAAUGAACCAAAAUAUGAGAAGCGCUGGCUGGACACCUUAUGUGUUCCUUUGUCGAUGGCUCGAAUCUCAAGAUACAAAGCUGGAACAAAUAAAUUAAGAUCUAAUGCAUUUGAAGUACUGGCACUCGAUGGAGUUAGCUCUGGGAUACUUCAGUAUUGUACAGCCCAGGAGAGUGCUGACUGGCUGAGAGCAUUAUCAACUAACAUCAGUGAUUUGACACUACAAAAUAUAAAGAUGGCAAAUAAAUGCUGUUCUCCCUCAGACCAGGUGAUACAUAUGGGGUGGGUGAAUGAGAGGCUUCAAGGAGCAGAUUCCCCGCAGCUCUAUAAAUUCAAGUUCCUGGCACUGAAGGGUUCAUCGUUCUACAUUUUCAGCACACCUCCGGUAAGCAUGCUAGAUUGGGUACGAGCUGAAAAAAUAUAUAACCUCUGUGAGGUUUUAUUUAAAGUUCACAAGCUCUGGCUUAAUGAUGAUUGCUGGCUACAAGCAAACCUGUAUUUAGGUAUUCACCAAGACUAUGAACUUGAAGACCAGAGGCCAUAUUGCUUCAGUAUUGUGGUUGGUCAUGGCAAGAGUCAUUACUUCAAUGUUGAACUGGGAAGUGAGCUGGGAGUAUGGGAGAAAUCAUUUCAAAGAGCAAUUUUCUUGGAAGUUCAAAAAACAGGGUCUAAAACCUAUAUGUGUAGCUGGCAAGGAGAAAGCUUGUGUUUCACUGUGGACUUUGCUUUGGGAUUCACUUGCUUUGACAAUAAAACAAAGAAUGUCCUCUGGAGAUAUAAAUUCUCUCAGCUCAAAGGGUCAUCAGAUGAUGGGAAAACUCGAGUCAAGUUACUUUUCCAGAAUAUAGAAACCAAACAAAUUGAAACAAAGGAACUAGAAUUUCAGGAUUUGACAGCCGUUUUAAACUGCAUCCACUCCUUUAUAGCUGCUAAAGUUGCAUCACUGGAUCCAUUGUUUAUAGACAGCCAGAGCAUUGCAAGAAAAUAUACUUACAGCAACUAAAAGAAUUCUGUGUUGUGAUUAUGACAGAGAAAUUAUUUUCUUAAAGAAAAAAAGCUAUUUCAUGCACAAAAUUACAAAAUUCCAUGUGAUUUUAUAAGAGAUCUAUAGUUGGGUUAUCAAUAAAAACUACUAGUUUUCA
This is a messenger RNA of Heteronotia binoei (common prickly gecko), 1899 nucleotides long. It is a transcript of the gene SNTG2, whose product is annotated as syntrophin gamma 2. Lineage: Eukaryota; Metazoa; Chordata; Lepidosauria; Squamata; Gekkonidae. The coding region runs from base 138 to 1760 and encodes 540 amino acids. Gene Ontology annotation, molecular function: structural molecule activity; protein binding. The transcript has 17 exons. Gene Ontology annotation, cellular component: dystrophin-associated glycoprotein complex; intracellular anatomical structure. The record is from RefSeq and is a predicted model, not a curated record.